AUGACGUCCAACGGCACCCAAGCGCGAAAGAGCACCUUCUAUGAUUCAGCCUACAAUGCCGAUUACUAUGACAUAUGGGCCGAAGAGAAUGGCAAGACACUCGAUCUCAAGGACGGUGUACCCGCUUAUCCGCCAGUCUUCAAGGAGCAGCUUUCUUCACGCUCCCCAAAACCUUCCGGUGGAGCUCCCUUCGCCGUCCUGGACGUCGGGACUGGCACCGGCCGUAUCCUCAUCGAUCUCGCCAAUGCUGGCGAACGCGAUGAACUCGAUCUCUCGAAUGUCCACUUUAUCGGCGUGGAUACAGAACAAGCAAUGCUGGACCGCGCAGAGAAAUCGCAGGCGACACUUGCCAGCAUGGCUCGGGUGGGGAAAAUCGUGUGGUCUUUAGGCAACGCCACGACUGUGGCAUCAUUACCAGCUCUCGAGAACUAUGCUGGAGGAAUUGACCUCCUUGUCUUUGCGGCCGGUAGCAUCAGCCAUCUCACCGGGCCUGAGGAGCCGCAACGAUUCUUUGCUCAGGCAGCCUCGCUUCUGCGCCCUGGCUCGGGCCGUGUGUACUUCCCCAUUAUGAAUGCUCUCAUCUCGAAUAGAUCUAUCUCCCAGGAACCAGUGGCUCCAAAGAGCGGGUCGAGAUUGCAACAAUUGGAGGAGUUCCCCAGCAAGACAUUCCCGAAUAUUACUUAUAAAAAGUUUCCGUUCGACGAUAUAAAGGUGGAGGGAAAUAUCAGGACCCACUACCAUAACUUCCAUGUUAUCCGCAAGCUGGAGUCUGGUGAAGAGGAGGUGGUUCAGAACGAUAGGGUGACAUUUUCGUUGCGGGCAUGGGAGGAGCCUGAACUUCUCGAAUGGACCAAGGACGCUGGAUUAGAAUUCGUCGAGACAUUUCAUGGGCAGCGUGACACCUCUUAUGUUUUCAAGCUAAAGGAAUGA
Messenger RNA from Histoplasma capsulatum G186AR, 930 nucleotides. RefSeq lists its product as uncharacterized. The record is from RefSeq and is a predicted model, not a curated record. The transcript has a single exon. Bases 1 to 930 code for a protein of 309 amino acids. NCBI's taxonomy places the organism in Eukaryota, Fungi, Ascomycota, Eurotiomycetes, Onygenales, Ajellomycetaceae.